CUCCUAAUUACAAAUAUUAUAACAUUAUAGGUGACUACCAUUACUACAAAUAUUUGAAACAAAGUAAAUACACAUAUAAAAAGAAUCACUGUCGAAGGUGAAGAAUAUUUAACAUCCCAAUAUGCAGAUGAUUCGAAUUUCAAACUUAACGGAUCCCCACAUUCCUUAAACAGUACAAUGUCUAUAUUAGAUUAUUAUGUAAAUAGUUCUAAACUGUGCUUGUAUAAUAUGGAUAGGAAGUAAAACGUAUUCAAAAGAAGUCAUUCGUCACACACGAUGGAAACUAGAAUGGCGUACAACAGAAUUCAGUUUAUUAGGUAUAAACUUUCCAGUAAAUUUAGAACAGAUUGUAGAUAUAAAUAAUAAUAAACAAAUUACAGGAAAUUAAUUAAUUUAAAAAAAACAUUAAUACAACAUUUUAACAUUUUAUUUGGCAAAAUUUGGCAAAAUAAGCCCGAUAAAUUAAAACGAGAUUUCAUUAUACACGACUAUCAGAAUGGGAGCAUUAAAAUGAUAAAUAUAUUUUUAAAUGUUAUAACUGAUCUAAAAUUAACAUUUGUAAGAAGAAUUGUUAAAAACGAUACAAAAUGGAGCACAAUAUUCCAGUUAUCAACAUAUAUAUAUAUAAAGGAAUUACUAUUCUACGGCCAUAAUUUUAUUAAACGUAAAAACCAGCAAAUUGUUUAUGUUUUGGAAAGAUGUUGUACUUUGCCAUGCAGAAAUAUAAUAAAACCAAAUCAUCCAAAGCGUUAUAUGACAUAAUAGCAAGAUAUUCAAUGAACGUAAACCUUUUGUUUAUAAAAUAUAUGUGGAAAAGGGAUAUUUUUUGUAAACGAUCUGUGUGAUUAACUAGAAAAUUUCACAACAUUCGAAAUCUUCCAAAUAAUAUAUGAAGUGAAAACAAACUUCCUGGAAUACUCUUGAAUAAUAAAGGCAAUUAAAUUCUAUAUACACAAUUGAACCGAUUUAAAAAAUGACGAAUUAAAACUUAUGCUAAAACACAAAGGGAUGUAAUGACUUACAAUCGUUUGUGUACCGCUUACAAUCAAUGUUCAAUAGUAUAUCUACAGAAUGAAAAUUCAGAAACAAAACUUAAACAUAACAGCCAUCAAACCUAUUCUGCAAAAACAAAUUCAAACAGUGAAAUAUAUUCUUUAUAAAAACCUGUGAUCAUAAACAAAUCACUGAACAUUGGACACCAUGGCUAACUCUUUUCCGAUAAAACAAACAAAACUAAAACGAAAUAAAACAAUAAAAUAAAAUAAUAACAAAAAAUAAAUAACACAAACGUUCUAUACCAUAAAACGGUGUUUGGAAAUAGAUAUUACUUCUUGUCUGUUUUAUUUACCAUCAAAUUGCAUAGUGAAAAACACAAAACUUUUUUCUCUCUAUUCUUCUUUCUUUCUUUUCUUCAUUUCUCUUCUUUCUGUCCCACAGAAUGAUCUUGUUCAUGCUAUAUUAGAUGGAUUUCUUUUUAUAUAUUUUGGUUUGUCUGUAGAUGCUUUUUUUAAGGUUUUGAUUUUGUAUUUACACUUUUAAAGGUUUGCUUUUUAAUUGACCAUAUGAUAAGUAAAAAAAGGUUCAUAUACAAAUAUGUACUUGCAUUACAGUAAUUGCAUGUACAUAGUAAUUUAAAGCAAUGAUCCCAAGCCCCCAACCUUGACUUUCCUGUUGUACACAAUAACUGAUUUGAUUUUGUUUGUUGUCAUUAUUUUUGGGCAUUAUUUUCAGAACCUUUCAAACAACCUCAUGAUUCUACAAUCAUCCGCUCUGAGUGGCAAACUGACAUGGCUCCUAAUCUGUGUCCUCGCGUGUCUGCCAGGGACGAUUUCCAGAAUCAAGAACAUCAACCUCACCCCCGGACUCUCCACAUGUUACAGACGUUUCUCCAACGUGACCCUCAACAUGGUGGUUGGGAAGUUCCUCACCUGGCACUGUGAGUCCCGUGUCACCACGAGCACCAGCCUCCUCCGACUCUCGUACCCUCAGCGUCUGUAUGUGUACGGUCUCGCUCAGAGACUCUAUAGCUACGGACUAUACAGAGGCAAGAGGCAGGCCACGAGGUGUGUGAGGAAGGAAUACAGGAUGCUCACCACCCAGCAGAGAAACGAUUAUCACAGAGCCGUGAAUGGACUCAAACAGAACACGACAGUCCAACCAAAUGUGUACGACGCGCUUGCCAUGCUUCAUUCGGAGAUGCAGAUACUCAAAGCCCAUGGCGGACCGUGUUUCCUUGGCUGGCACCGAGUAUACAUACUCAUGUAUGAAAUGGCUCUUGGUGACGAGGUCCCCGGCGUCUGUCUACCAUACUGGGACAGCAGUCUGGACAAUGAGCUACAAGACCCAUCGCAAACGUAUCUCUUUAGUCCUGAACUCAUGGGUAACGGCAAUGGUCCAAUAACAACAGGACCUUUCGCGGGAUGGAGGCGUCCUUCGGAUCCAAGCAACCCAAACAGCCGCCCGGCUCCAGUAAUACGAAACGUCGGCGUUGACGGGCAGCUUUAUUCACGACAAUCUAUAGAAAUGAUAUUAUCCCGCAAUGAUCAUUCGGAAAUCGUGUCUCCCAAUGCCAAUCCUGGCUACGAUAUUGAAGUCCAGCAUGGAGGAGUUCAUUUGUUUGUUGGAGGGGACAUGGAAUCCUUACUGACGUCACCAUUUGACCCCAUCUUCUUUAUGCACCACGCGUUCGUUGACUACAUUUGGGAACUCUUCCGCACGAAGCUGAGAAACCAACUGAACAUAGACCCAUCGACAAAUUACCCUAUGGAUCAUAACAUACAGUUUCACGGACGAGACCAGAUGAUGGACAUAGCUAAUUUGACGUGCGGUGAUGGCUACAGUGACCAGUUGAUGGCGACCGUUGUGUACGAAGCGUCGCCAUCUUGUAGCUCACAGCGCCCAACAUGCAACUCCCCUUACCUAAGAUGCCAGGUAAACGUUGGACGAUGCAUACCAAUAACACUUCAAGAGGCACCGGUUAUGGUGAAUCCAGGUUCGUUGAAUCUCCGCCCUGGUUUUGUCAAUCAACUCCCCGGUUUUGUCAAUCAACGCCCCGGUGGUCAAAUAAACCCAGGCCAGAAUUGGAUGCCUCAACGAUUCCGCCGCCAAGUUCACCUUCCAGCUACCAGGUGCUCUGGGCGAGGAAGCCGAAGCGUGAAGCCCUGUCAGAACAGUUUCUGCAUCAACGGAGUCUGCGACAUCAACCAGUGGGUGUACGUGCCGGUCAAGGUGGUCACCAUCCGACCUCCGGGACUCGACAAGUAUAAAUCAUACCCCGUCAUCAACGGCGACAUCUCCACCGUCAACGACAUAUACCACCCUAGCGCUAACAGCAGGACGCAGCGGGUGAUAGAAAGCCGCUUGGGUAAAAUACCUAAAGGAUAUUCCCACUGCCAUGAGAACGGCGUGGGACAGAUUUUCGUUCAGUCACAGGGGAUGAAUUACGAAGGAUUAUACAAGGAUUUCUCCAUCAUCGAUCAGAGACUGGCCACCACCAUGUCGAUUGCUUACAUCGCCGUUAAAAAUCCUGGUCACGGUGUCUCGCAGGCUCUUCUGCGGGCAACCGAUUCCUGCGGUCGGAUUUGCCACACGUCCUGCAGGAAUCAGCGUACCGGAGCUUUCGAAGCCUGCUCUGGUGUGCUAGAACUGGACGCCCGUCCUCCGAUGAUGUACAGCAGCACCCUCGGGGACGCCAUGUUGGACAUAUGGGAUUACGGCUUGGGCACGGGGAAGGGAAAAGAGUGCCCGUCGUUCAACAAUGAUAACUUCUUCUUGACAUUUUACUGUGACUUCCCCGAGUAUCUUCCGUGGGUGGACAAGAUGACAGCGCCACCUACGCAAACUAUUGUUAGGCCAAUACCAACACCUCCGCUUGUUUUCUACCCACAACCAUGCCGAAUCAGCAAGACUUGCGUGCUUAACAUCCCUUGUUUCUCGGACAAGCAACAGUGCCGCUUUUACGGUGAAACACACCAGUGCCUUGGCGCCUGUGGACGGUACGCCGUCUGCAACUACGGCUUCUACACAGAGAAGUACUGCGCCGGUGGCAUGAUCUUUGUUGAACAAGUGAAACGGUGUUCCACCACGCCCUGCAGUAAGCGAGGCGGGGCCAGACUCGUUAAGAUACCUGCGUGGAAUUCAAUACUUUCGCCAGGGAUGGCCACCAAUUACCGGAUAGUCAGGGUCCGAGGUGGAACUGUAGUCUCUGGUAAACGCUGAGUGAGACUGCGCAAGAAUAAUGGAUGCUGGACCUGUAUUAGUUGUUUGCUGUUUUUAGGUGAUUUUUGUUUGGUUGGUUAGUUGGGGGUUGUGUUAUUGGGAUAGUUGUUUUUUGGGGGUUUUGCGGGGGGGGGG
This is a messenger RNA of Gigantopelta aegis, 4353 nucleotides long. RefSeq lists its product as uncharacterized. Gene Ontology annotation, molecular function: oxidoreductase activity. The transcript is spliced from 4 exons. The coding region runs from base 1750 to 4218 and encodes 822 amino acids. The record is from RefSeq and is a predicted model, not a curated record. Lineage: Eukaryota; Metazoa; Mollusca; Gastropoda; Neomphalida; Peltospiridae.